GGGCACAGCCGGGGGCAGGAGUGGGAGGCUCGACAAUCAGGCCGCUCUCGAGCUGACUAGAAGUAGAGCACCGCUCAACGUCGCUCUCAUCACAUCAGAUUCCCGCGUUCGUCUACUGCGCACGCGUGGUGCUUUCUUUUGCCAAUUGAACCCACACUAUGCGCAUGCGCAGUAUUCCCCCUUCCUCCCACAAGGCUGGUUUAGUGCUCUAUGAUCCGAGGACGCACUUGUGCGCGUGUUCCUACUGUGACGCAUGCGCAUCCUCUCCCCCAUCGCCUCGGGACAGGUCGGCCUGUCUUACCCGCAGCGCAUGCGCAGCUCUGCUCCUCCAUCGGGCUCCGCCCCGCGCCUCCCGCAGAGCAUGCGCAGUUGCGUAGCUCCCGUUCGGAGCGGCUUGUGUGACGGCGGCGGCGGCGGGAGUCAGCGAGCGCCCUGAGGAGGGAGGCCCCGAGCCCGCCGGAGCCCAGGGAGCCGGAGCCAGCCGGGGGAGGCGGCCCCAGUCUCCGGCACGAUGAGUAUCGAGAUCCCGCCGGGCCUGACCGAGCUGCUGCAGGGCUACACGGUGGAGGUGCUGCGGCACCGGCCGCCCGACCUGCUGGGCUUCGCUGCCGACUACUUCACCCGCCUGCGGGAUGCCCGCGACCAGGAGGCCGCCGCCGCCGGGGCCCGCAAGGGGGUCAACUUCGACGGGGAGCCCAUGCAGACCGAGUCCAACGGCGAGGAGGAGCCCGGGCGGGACGACGAGGACUCCGACUCCGACUUCGAGCGAGAGUCAACCGGCACCGGAAGAGGAUGCUCCUUCUGCUUCUCAGGGCUCCUGGCACCGUUCAUCAUCCCUGGUGCAGAAGAAGAUGACUAUGCUCCAGUUAUUAACAGAUUUAACAGAAGAGUAUCAGAAACUUCAACCAGCCUUUCGCAAAAGCAAAGAAAACCGAUGAAAGCACAAGUGUAUCUGCUGAUUACAAUUAUGGGAAUAUUACACGUUUGUGCUGAAGCCUUCAACCCAGAUGAGGAAGAGGAAGAUACAGAACCAAGGGUAGUUCAUCCAAAAACAGAUGAGCAGAGAUGUAGACUGCAGGAAGCAUGCAAAGAUAUACUCCUCUUCAAAAACCUAGAUCAGGAGCAGCUGUCUCAGGUUCUCGACGCCAUGUUUGAGAGGAAAGUGAAACCUCAGGAACACGUCAUUGACCAAGGAGAUGACGGAGACAACUUUUAUGUCGUUGAGAGGGGAUUGUACGAUAUCUUUGUAACACGAGACAGCCAGCCUCGUUGUGUCGGCCGUUACGACAAUCACGGCAGUUUUGGGGAACUGGCGUUGAUGUACAACACUCCUAGAGCCGCUACCAUUGUUGCCACAACAGAAGGAGCCCUUUGGGGACUGGAUCGAGUGACGUUCAGAAGAAUUAUAUUGAAAAACAAUGCGAAGAAGAGGAAGACUUUUGAAUUAUUUAUUGAGUCUGUGCCCCUUCUUAAAUCGCUGGAGAUUUCAGAGCGAAUGAAGAUAGUUGAUGUAAUAGGGGAGAAGGUGUAUCGAGAUGGGGAGCGCAUCAUUUCUCAGGGUGAUAAAGCAGACAGCUUUUACAUUGUAGAGUCUGGUGAAGUAAAAAUCUUGAUUAAAAGCAAGACUAUGACAAGUAAGGAUGCUAACCAGGAAGUGGAGAUUGCCCGGUGUCACAAAGGACAGUAUUUUGGAGAGCUUGCACUUGUUACCAACAAACCCAGAGCAGCCUCUGCCUAUGCUGUUGGGGAUGUCAAGUGUUUAGUCAUGGAUGUGCAAGCAUUCGAGAGGCUGCUUGGCCCCUGCAUGGACAUUAUGAAGAGGAAUAUAACACAUUAUGAGGAGCAGCUGGUGGCAAUGUUUGGUUCAAGCAUGGACCUGUUGGAUCCAGGGAAUUAGGCACAGGGUACUUUAGUGCCUUCUCAGUUCAAGACACAGAAAAGCCUCCUAUCAGCAACACAACACAUAAGGAAAAAUGGACACUACAGAACAGUUACUGCUGCUGUCUUCUUGGGCAUUUUAGAAAUAAAUAAGUCUCAGCACAGAUGGAUGGGGAGAGGCUCACUCCAUGCCUCCACUUUGCUGCUGAAAUUUCAUUAUUAGGCUUAGUUUAAAGAUGAUUCUAACCCUUCUCUCACUUGUUUGGCUCAGAAUGGCAUGUCUCUCCAACCAUUUAAGUGCCUGAUGCAAAACCCAAAGUGUAAAAGAUACAGAACCUUCUUUUUCUUUCUCAUUUUAUUGUUGUGGUAAAUCUUCAGAGCAGAUCUGUAAUGGCAGGCUGCUUAUCGUCCCCCAGGGAGCAGCCUUCUCUUUACAGUCUCUUAAUAUCUUCCUUUGACACUUCCUUUACAUAAUGUCAAAAAUUUAAUUGUAGCAUUUGGGUUUGACGUCGAAUAUAUCAAGGGGACUUGAAAUUAUCAGAGCCAUUGAAUAAGUCGGCAUUGAGGUGUUCCUGCCAUCUGCUGAAAGCUUCAGGUACUGCAGUUCUGUAAUAAAACGAUACACACACCUGGGGGCACAAGAAAUAACUGCUCGAUACUGAAAUGCAGAAAAUGAAGAAUGAUUGACUUCUGAACAUUUUCUGAGCAGUAAAGAGAAUUGGUUUAGUCCUUCAUGCUACCAAACAUAUGCAGAGAGUUUGAUAGUGGUCCAACAGCUCCAGUGGCCUGAAGGUACCAUAGCUGUAUCAUCCCCAUCUCCAUUUCUUAAAGUGGGCAGAUUUUACUGCUGAGAUGUUGCAGCACAUGACCCUCUCCUGCUUUUAGAGAUAUCCUUUAUACUGCUAGAUUUCACAGGGCGUUGCUGUUGUCUGGAUCAGUUUUAAAACUCUCUUUUUAAGGAGGUUAAUUUUUUGUAAUUUAAAGGAACAAUAUUUAUGUACUUAAGCAGCUCCCCCCAAUUCUAAUAUUUUGUAAUAGUCUUUAACUUGAUUGGACACUUAGAUACUUUCAGAUGCCAAGUCUGUUUGUUAAACCUUUCAGAAAUUAGCAACAUUUGACUUCAUGAAGCAAAUGCCUUUGCUAACUAGGCAGUUGGUGUAUUUGGAGUGGUCUUUUGAUUUAGGUAACAAUUCAGUUAAAGAUAUUUAUCUGUCAAAUUUGCAGCAUUUAUUAGGGAGAUUUCUGUUUCUAUAGAUCAUUGACCUUAAGGCACAUCUUGAUGAGAUUUUAUCAGAGUAUUAUGGUAUAAAAUAAAAUAUUUAUAUAAAGAAAAAGCAUUGAAUUUGUAGGUAAUAAGUCUAGUGGUCCCCUUUCCAUUUUCAGUCUUCUAAAUUUAUGUGAAACUUACCCACGUUUCUGGGAUAGUGAAAUUUUAAUUGCAGACUCUGAUGGGUAGAACUGAACCCACUGUUUAGUUUUUAUGAUCACCUGAGCAAGGGGAGAGAAUACUACAACUCUGAAUUCCUGCUUGUUAGCACACUAGAAAUCUGCUCUUUUUAACAAGUGGAAGGUGAAGAGCUACAACAUGGAGUUGGCUUCUAGCCUGUAAUAUUUUCCUCACUCCUCCCAGCUCCUGCACUGUUCUGUAAAGUCGGAUCCAUAAUCAGGUUGAGGCUGUACUGAUGUUGUCUAGUUACAAUAGAUUGCAUUACGCUUUCAGAUGAUGGACUGGUUUGUAAUGAAUACCACUGAACAAGGUGUGCCACACUGGUACCUAGUUGCCUCCAUUCUUAGCACAGUGCGUUUUCUCUGCUUUACUGUACAGGUUCAGUUCUGCAAAGCUAAAAAAGCAGCAGGAACUGGAAUGUCAUUCAUGCUUCUGAGGUUUAACACUAAAAACACUCAUAGUCUUUCUUUGUAAUUGUAGAAUUUUAAAAAAAGAACAGUUGGCAGGUCCUCACGCUGAUAACUGAGAGAUUAGGAUUCAAAAGUAGACUCGGGCUCCCAAGCCAGGCCAGCUGUGGAUUGUCCAGGCAAUCCAGACACAGGCUGGUCUCCAAACCCGUCUGAGUUUCUGUACAGCUUAAACUGUCACAUGAACCAAAGAGGAUCUCUCUGAAUAAAUAUCCUCAACCAGCUUUGGUCCUUCCAUACGAACACUUCCUCGGAUGCCCCUCCCUUGUAUCCACUGGAGUGGAGCACGUUUGACUACAUUACAACUUUCAGUUCUCUGCAUUAUAGGUCUCGGUGCCUCAGAAUAUGCAAGCCUUGUAAACGGUACGAAGCCUGGCCAAAAGGAAGCAAAGUCUACUGGGUACCCUUGUUAGGGCCUUAAGAACUUCUGCAGAGGGAGGGAACAUGAGGCCAUGGACUCAGAAAGCUAGAGGUCCCAGAUGAGGGAGAACAGAUUUACAAACCUCUACCCAUCUCUAUGCUCCUUGAACGCAGUAGAGUUGCAUUAUCACAUAGAGCCGUGUGUCACCCAGUGUCAGAUGGGACACUGUGGUAUGAUGCAAGUGAGCAAUUGAACUUUGAGCAGAGAGAAUGAACCUGUAAGGGCCGGGGGGCGGGGUAUCAGUUUAAAGUCCAUCAUUUGGGAUUUGCCUGUCUGGUCUGGUUUGUUUUAACCAAUUUGCUUUGUAGACUUUUGGGGAGUGGGGACAGGAAGAUAGGGAGAGGUGACCUAUAGAAUGUUACUCAGUAGCACCUUUGUCCUUUAUUCAUACUCUGGCUAGCCAAAGUCAGAGUGCUUGAAAGUAGAGAGAAAAAACUGACUGAGAGACAUUGGCCAAUAGUGAUUCAGCUGCAUCACCACAUCCCUGUCUUACUCCAGCCACUUUUGUUUUAAUGUUUCUAAUGGAUGUGUGAGUUUCUCAGGUGGUAUGGCUCUGUGGUCAGUAAAUCUGCCAUGAAUUCUCAGCAAUCGGUAGUGGAGAGAGCUCUAGUUUCAUAAGAGAACUCAGCAGCAAAGUGGGUAAGAGGAUGGUGACCUUGAGAUUUGGAGAAAUAUCUGUCUUAUUUCUGAUUCUCUGCUUGUGAUUGUUGUGAAGUCAGUGAGAGGAGUUUUCAGUGGUCAAGUGUCCUGGCAUAUGGUAUUUCUGGUUAACGUCACAGUACAGGUUUCACGAUGUACAAAAAAAAGCUGUCUCUUUUUUAAAAAAAACAAAAACAAAGUGCAGUUUUGCACAGAGGAAAAAAGAAAAACCCCUUUGAAUGUCACUUUCCAUUCUCUUUCCUUUUCAGUUAGCUGAUGUUGGGACUUUGGUUCUUCACAUGUAUUUGUAAACCAGUCUUGCCAAAAUACAAAUGUGUUGGGUUUUUUCACUCCAGCUACCUUUUGUUGUUAUUACAGUUACUUCUGUUUUCAGUCACUUCAACCAUAUGCUUUAUUUCAAGAGGCCUUCCUUGUGAUUUCUCUCUUUACAGGCGGUAGUGUUAUAUCAGUAUUUAAAGAUGCAAAAGAAAGCCACUAGCCUCAUAAGAGAAUUACUGAAAUCCACUUAGCCUGGCUGGAGCUAAAGAUGUGCUACCAAUAUUUUUCUCCACUCAGAAAAAAAAUGAAUUCUGCAUAAAGAUGCUACCUCAAGGCUCCAAGUGCUUUAAAGGUCUUUCACCUGGGAGAAUUCCAUAAGUCAGUCAAUGCAAAUUGGUCUGUUGCAUUGAGUUAAAUGUUUUUUAUUGAUUCAUUGGGAGACCCAUAUUUUAUUAACUCAUUUUACUACUAGUAUUUGAUUCUCAAAGGAUGAGUGAUUGCAGAGAGAGUGAUUCUUGCACUAUCAUGUUGACAGUGGGGGAAAAAAAUUCCUGCCAUAUAAGCUUAUGGUUUAAAAACAUUCUGGGGUUCAGCUUCACUUUUGAUUAAUAAAAUGCUGACAUGUCGUGUCCAGCCUUCCUGGUACAA
Molecule: messenger RNA, 5779 nt
Organism: Mauremys reevesii (Reeves's turtle)
Lineage: Eukaryota; Metazoa; Chordata; Testudines; Geoemydidae
Gene: PRKAR2A
Product: protein kinase cAMP-dependent type II regulatory subunit alpha
Exons: 13
Coding region: 512-1897 (461 amino acids)
Biological process (GO): regulation of protein phosphorylation
Cellular component (GO): cAMP-dependent protein kinase complex
Molecular function (GO): cAMP-dependent protein kinase regulator activity
Source: RefSeq, a predicted model, not a curated record